GGCGGGAAGGUUAGUUUGAAGAGGGCAGGCUUUCCACGAUGACAGCGCUUUCCCUCUCAUCAUUUCCCCGUAACAAAAAAAAAACACUUCAAAAUCCAGUGGAAUAAGAAUUGCCGGAGAAAUCAGUUGGGCCAAAACAGCGCCGAUUGACGGAAAGAAAAUCAAAAGUCGGAAGAAUAUAAGAGCAAGAAGAAACGUUGUUUUCUGGGUUUUGGGCCGUAGUUUGAGAUGGCUGCCACUCUCCGGAAACUUGCAGUAUUUGUGUCAGGCAUGUGGAUCUGCCUCCUGCUCCUCAACCCCUUUCCACAAACCGGGGCAGUGGUUGGGCACAGAGAGCCGUUGCCUGACGACAGUAGAGACAACAUCACCAUUUUCACCCGGAUCCUGGACAGACUGCUGGAUGGCUACGACAACCGCCUGCGCCCCGGGCUGGGAGCAGAGAGUGUGACGGAGGUGAGGACAAAUAUCUACGUGACCAGCUUUGGACCGGUGUCAGACACAGACAUGGAGUACACCAUCGAUGUGUUCUUCCGUCAGAGCUGGAGGGAUGAGAGGCUGAAGUUCGACGGGCCCAUGCAGGUCCUGCCUCUUAACAACCUCCUGGCCAGUAAGAUCUGGACUCCAGACACCUUCUUCCACAACGGGAAGAAAUCUGUGGCCCACAACAUGACCACGCCCAACAAACUGCUACGACUGGUGGACAACGGUACCCUGCUUUACACUAUGAGGCUGACCAUCCAUGCUGAGUGUCCCAUGCACUUGGAGGAUUUCCCCAUGGAUACACACGCCUGUCCUCUGAAGUUUGGAAGCUAUGCAUAUACCAACAACGAAGUUGUCUAUAUCUGGACCAAAGGAGAUGAAGAUUCUGUAGUCGUAGCGAAGGAUGGUUCAAGGCUAAACCAGUAUGAUCUACUAGGCCACGAUAUUGGGAAAGAAUCUAUGAGUUCCAGCACAGGAGAAUAUGUAGUGAUGACAACGUAUUUCCAUUUGAAAAGGAAAAUUGGCUAUUUUGUGAUUCAAACCUACCUCCCGUGCAUCAUGACUGUCAUCCUGUCUCAGGUCUCCUUCUGGCUAAACAGAGAGUCGGUUCCCGCCCGCACUGUAUUCGGGGUCACAACAGUUCUGACCAUGACAACCCUGAGUAUCAGUGCCAGGAACUCCCUGCCCAAGGUGGCCUAUGCUACAGCUAUGGACUGGUUCAUGGCAGUAUGCUAUGCCUUUGUCUUCUCUGCCCUGAUAGAGUUUGCCACAGUUAACUACUUCACCAAGCGCAGCUGGGCAUGGGACGGCAAGAAGGAGGCCCAGGAGAUGAGGAGAAGAGAAUCUGCCUCCCUUUCCAAAAAGGCCAAUAACACAUUCAACAUUGUCGGAACUACCUACACCAUCAACGUGGUUAAGGACCCAGGUUUAACCACCGUCUCAAGGAGUGCCACCAGAGCUACACACCACCACCACCACCACAGCCACAAGGUCCCUAAAAUGGACGACUCAUACGUUGAAGCCAUAAAGUCCUACAACCGCGUCAGCAGAGUGGACAAGAUCUCACGCAUCAUCUUCCCAGUGCUGUUCUUCAUCUUCAACCUGGUCUAUUGGGCCACGUACAUCAACAGCAAGCCACGCGCCAUCCUCUCCCCCAGGUCCACCACCCACAAUUAGAGUCUCCCCGACAAACUAUUAGGCUGAGGUGGCAGGAGGCCAAGAGAUCCACGACAUGUUAUUGUAUCAUUGUUUUUGGACUUCAUUUUGAUAUUUGCAAGUCUCAAUAGGUCAAAGACAAACAUUCUCUUAGAUUUGUAUGUACAUAGUCAAACUAUAAAUGCUCAUUUGUUGUUUCCUGAUUAUAUGUUUCUUUGAUAGAAUAGCCGGAUGGUGUUUUGGAUAUGCUUUCUCUUCACUCUGACAUGAUAAGGGGGAGCAUGUGUUUGAAUCCUUCAUGAUAGCUCAUUACAGAGGAUCAGGUCCUGGUGCAUCACACACACACACACACACACACACACACACACACACACACACACACACACACACACA
Messenger RNA from Oncorhynchus gorbuscha (pink salmon), 2028 nucleotides. RefSeq names its product gamma-aminobutyric acid receptor subunit alpha-3-like. Lineage: Eukaryota; Metazoa; Chordata; Actinopteri; Salmoniformes; Salmonidae. The coding region runs from base 229 to 1656 and encodes 475 amino acids. The record is from RefSeq and is a predicted model, not a curated record. Gene Ontology annotation, molecular function: GABA-A receptor activity; benzodiazepine receptor activity; GABA-gated chloride ion channel activity. The transcript is spliced from 10 exons. Gene Ontology annotation, cellular component: neuron projection; GABA-A receptor complex; synapse. Gene Ontology annotation, biological process: nervous system process; signal transduction; synaptic transmission, GABAergic.